Messenger RNA from Poecile atricapillus (Black-capped chickadee), 752 nucleotides. RefSeq names its product urotensin 2B (gene UTS2B). Gene Ontology annotation, cellular component: extracellular region. Gene Ontology annotation, molecular function: hormone activity. The coding region runs from base 1 to 414 and encodes 137 amino acids. Lineage: Eukaryota; Metazoa; Chordata; Aves; Passeriformes; Paridae. The record is from RefSeq and is a predicted model, not a curated record. The transcript has 5 exons. Gene Ontology annotation, biological process: blood vessel diameter maintenance; regulation of blood pressure.
AUGCUUUUGGGCGCUGGGAGCGUGGAGAAGAUGUGGUCUGCCCAGCUGUGCCUGGCAGUGCUAACCAUCCUGACCAUGGCUCUGUGUGUCCCAUCUACGCAUGGAGACCCUUUUUUACUCCAAGGUAAGCUGGAAUACAGGCUACAUGACACAGAGAACCGAGUGCUGCCAGAGAGAGAAGACACAAAUCACGAGGACACAUUGCUGACUCUGCUUCUUAAUAAGAAAUUCGCAUGGCGGAGGCCAGAAAAUAUUGACUGGGAGCUGGCAAGGAAAUUUGAAGAGCUUGAAGAGCUGGAGAAGUUGAAGGAUCAGCUCUCAGCUGAGGAUGGGUCAGAGGUGGCCUAUGCCUUGGAAAGUCUCUCAGCAUCCCAGCCCAAAAAACGCGCCUGCUUUUGGAAAUACUGCAUCUGAAGGCUUGUGAGGACUGGAGGGUGAAGAUAAGCCCUUCCCCAAACUGCCUUGCUGGGUAUAAACGUGUUAAGAGUUUGUUCUGUUCCCUCAUUGUGCUGCUAAUUUGGAAGCCAUCCUCCACAACUGCACCACAGCCAAGACUAGCAGGGGUCAUGACAGGAGCUGGCAGCCCACUGCCACUCUCUCCUGCUCUCUUCCAGGUUUAACCUACCAUGGUCUUCUACUCAGAAGAUGUUUCCCAACUUUCUGUGCUGUCCUGUGUGUGCCAUUCAGGCUGCUACCACUGUACACUCUCCCCCUUCUCACCAGGUCCCCUGAGGCACCAAACACUGACUCAG